Tachysurus fulvidraco (yellow catfish) is the source of this 2573-nucleotide messenger RNA. Its product is annotated as vitamin D3 hydroxylase-associated protein-like. Gene Ontology annotation, biological process: fatty acid catabolic process. Lineage: Eukaryota; Metazoa; Chordata; Actinopteri; Siluriformes; Bagridae. The transcript is spliced from 16 exons. The record is from RefSeq and is a predicted model, not a curated record. Gene Ontology annotation, molecular function: amidase activity; fatty acid amide hydrolase activity. The coding region runs from base 163 to 1902 and encodes 579 amino acids.
UCAGCUCUUUGUUCCAGUUUAGAGCAAGUAAGAAGUUUUUGCAUUCAGUUCUUUAGUUUGCGCCGAUAAGUGUGUUAGAACACAGUCAUUUCCGCAUGUAAACUUCAGCGCAACGGUGGAGCAUGUAAAAGGUGGAACAGGUAGGAGGAGGUGAGCUUAGACAUGGAUGGUGAGUGGAAGAGUGUAGCAGUGGCUCUGCUCUGUGCUGCCGGUGUCAGUGUUUUGCUGCUGAAAUGGAGAGAACAACAGAAGGUGAAGAGGAAACUGCAGAGAGCCAGAGAGAAGAGAGAGAAGGAGGUCGGACAGGCAGAGAAAGCCGUCAACCGCUUUAAGACUCAGAACGCUGGUGUUGAUUUUAGCUCCAUCGUGACUCUCUCACUGGCUGAACUGAGUCAGAAGAUCAGAGGAGGAUCUCUACAACCUGACGCUGUGCUCCAUGCCUACAUGGAGAAGGCCAUAGAGGUGCACAAGAAGUUAAACUGUGGCACUGCUGUCCUCACAGAGAGUCUGAAACAACUGGAAGACAUCGAGUCAUACAAAGACGGCCUUCUUUAUGGCAUUCCCAUCAGCAUCAAGGACAACGUGGAUUAUGAGGGUUACGACUCUACCUGUGGUGUACUGACUAAGCUUGAUGAUCCUGUCAUUAAGGACAGUGUGGUGGUUUCGGUACUGAAGAAGCAGGGUGCAAUCCCCUUCAUCAAAACUAACGUCCCUCAGGGUCUCCUCAACUAUGAAUGCAGUAACCCCAUAUACGGGAGGACGGUGAACCCCUGCAACCUCCAGAAGACCUGUGGAGGCUCUUCGGGUGGUGAAGGUGCUCUGAUCGCUGGAGGAGGAUCUAUUCUGGGGCUGGGAUCCGACAUCGGAGGAAGCAUCCGCAUCCCAGCAGCCUUCUGUGGCAUCUGCGGCUUAAAACCCACAAACAACAGGAUAAGCCUGCGUGGACUCUCUUCAUGUGUAAAAGGUGGAAAAACAGCCCUGUCAGCUGUUGGUCCCAUGGCCCGUGAUGUGGAGAGUCUGGCUCUGUGUAUGAGAGCUUUACUCUGCACCGACAUGUUCACUCUGGACCCUACGGUUCCUCCGAUACCGUUCAACCAGCAGGUAUACGAGAGCUCGGAGCCCCUGAGGAUCGGUUACUAUGAGAACGACGGGUACUUUCAGCCGUCUCCGAGCAUGAGCAGAGCUCUACGAGAGACCAGAGAGCUCCUGGAACAAGCAGGACACACGCUAAUUCCAUUCAAACCUCCUCACAUGUUCACUGCCUUCACCGAGUAUGUUGCGAGGGGAAACCUGGCAGAUGGAGGUGCUACUCUUUUAGAGCACCUUAAGCAUGGUCCUGUCGAUCCGUGUCUACAGCAUCAGGCUUCACACUACGGUCGUCCAGUGUUUAUGAAGAAAAUGAUCUCUCUGCUCCUUCGACCUAUUUAUCCACGCAUUGCUGCACUUAUGAACGCCACCUGUGGAGUCAGCUCUCCAGUCGAUCUGUGGAAACAGCACAAAGCAGUUGAGGUUUAUAUCCAGGAGACGUUGUCUCAGUGGGAGAAGCUGGAGCUGGAUGUCCUCCUCUGCCCCAUGCUGGGACCAGCUUAUAACUUCAACUACACCGGAAAACUAAGCAGUGCUCUGACUUACACCGCUUUGUACAACGUGCUCAACUUCCCUGUUGGAGUCGUUCCUGUCACCGUGGUCACGGAUGAGGAUGAAGAAGAGCUAAAACACUACACUGGGAACUACGGAGACGUCUGGGACAAGACCUUUAUCAAGGCCAUACGAGGCGGUGUGGGUCUGCCGGUAGCGGUGCAGUGUGUGGCUCGACCCUGGCAGGAAGAGAUGUGUUUACGGCUUAUGAGAGAAGUGGAAAAGCUCUGUGCGGAGAACAAGCACUCAAAAACACACCACUAAGGGUCUUAGUCUAGGGCCUGUUCUCAGCUUGGCAGAACAGCUUAACCCAUGACCCACCACCAACAGUGUAUGUGUAGACAACCUUGUGGUGUUAUCUGUGAAGCUACAGUAUAUCUGCUUAACUUGUUAAUAAUAAAUAAAAACUGACCCUUGCAUAAACUAAAGUCUUUUUACAAAAAAAGAAAGAAAGAAAGAAAGAAAGAAAUCAACGUUUAUCCAGUCUGCUUUCAUGUUUAUGAUUUAUUUAACUGAUUAUUUGAUCGUGUAGUUCACCCUCUGUACAGGUCCAGGAAAAUGAGCUGUUAUUAUAGAACAAAACAUACAGUAUGCGUUAAUAUAAACCUGUCACUGUUGUUAAAGACAGAACAACCUCUGGAGUUAAGAUUUAAUAUGGUGUAACAAAUUCCAGUACAGAGCUGUUGAUGUGUAAAUGGUGUGUGUUUGAUGGUCCAACACCUUUUACUUUUUAUUCCCUUAUUGAUCCUCAUUAGCAGAUCAGAACAGAUGAAAUUUACCUCUCAUUGAGUCUUUUUUUAUUAUUAAAACGUGAAUAUUCACUAUGAAUAUUGUUUUUUUUUUGCGCUAUUAUUUUAAUCAAGCCAUGUAUAACUAUCCUGAAAAAAAAUUCUCCUUAAUGUCUCUAAAGCAUUAAAACAAGCUUAUGUUUUACA